AGCUGUACAUAUGUUAUCGUUGGUAACCGUAGAAGUUAUCCCCGCUAUCCACUUAGCUUCGGCAUUUGAAUUUUUUUUUUUUAAUUUUUCAUCGCUGUAGCUAACUACGAUUACAAUUACGACGUGGCAAUGGCAGCAACACAGGUUCACGAGUUCAAUGUUGAAAUGACCUGCGGAGGCUGCUCUGGAGCGGUUGAACGUGUCCUGGGUAAUAAAGCUGGUAUCGAGAAUGUCAAGAUUGACUUGCCUGGUAAGAAAGUAUUUGUGACUACUCCACUAUCGUCAGACGAGGUGUUAGAAUACAUAAAAAAGACUGGGAAGUCUUGUACCUAUGUCGGUACGCAAAAAUGAAUGCAAUCUUCUAUUCAAUUCUCUGUACAAAGGCGGCUGGCUGGUUAAUAACGUUGAAUGUUUUUACACUUCGUCAAGAAGUAUGAGGAUUUCCUGAGCAAAGACUUUCCAUGUUUACCGCUUUAUUAUCUUACAUUUUACGUGUAUUAAAUUGUAAUGGUUAUCAAAUAAAUAUUAUCACAUUUACAAAAACA
Molecule: messenger RNA, 545 nt
Organism: Athalia rosae (coleseed sawfly)
Lineage: Eukaryota; Metazoa; Arthropoda; Insecta; Hymenoptera; Athaliidae
Gene: Atox1
Product: copper transport protein ATOX1
Exons: 3
Coding region: 130-351 (73 amino acids)
Biological process (GO): copper ion transport
Cellular component (GO): cytosol
Molecular function (GO): copper chaperone activity; metal ion binding
Source: RefSeq, a predicted model, not a curated record